Messenger RNA from Mirounga angustirostris (Northern elephant seal), 1872 nucleotides. It is a transcript of the gene SERPINA1, whose product is annotated as serpin family A member 1. The transcript has 5 exons. The record is from RefSeq and is a predicted model, not a curated record. Gene Ontology annotation, molecular function: serine-type endopeptidase inhibitor activity. Bases 547 to 1821 code for a protein of 424 amino acids. NCBI's taxonomy places the organism in Eukaryota, Metazoa, Chordata, Mammalia, Carnivora, Phocidae. Gene Ontology annotation, biological process: negative regulation of endopeptidase activity.
CAAGCUUGGCAACAGCUUGGAAGGUGGGGCACUUGGCAUUGCCCAUCCACUGCAGGGAGGUGGGAGGGGCAGCUGGGUUUGGAGGGAGGCCAUUGUACAGAUGGAGAAACUGAGGCAUGGGGCGAGGAAGAGAUGCCCAGGAGGUAUGGAGGCCAGGCCUCACCUCAGUCAACACUCACCUCUCUGAGCUGUGAGGGGAUGGAGAGCCCCGGUGGGGAGAAGCCCAUCCAGCCGGCUGAGGGGAAAGGGCCUGAAGCCAGAUGGUGGAACUGGGGGAUCGGGAUGGGAGUGGGGAAUCCUCCCCUCUCUGAGCUCGUUCCUGCUCCUGGCUGGAGGGUGGUAUGAACUCCCCUUCCAGGGUCACUGAGAGCACUGAAGGAGAGAAGCCUGGGGGGCAUUCUGGAAGCUUCCCCCCCCCCACCGCAGUGACACCAGGGAGACCCAUUGGUACAGGUGGGGCCCCAUCAUAAAGGGCUCGCUGUGCACACUCAGCACCGUGCUCUGGACUGACCCAGAACUGCCGCACUGAAUCCACUCAGCAGCCCAAUGAGGACAAUGCCAUCCUCCAUCACCUGGGGCCUCCUCCUGCUGGCAGGUCUGUGCUGCCUGGCCCCCCGCUCCCUGGCUCAGGGUCUCCAGGGAGACGCUGUCCAGGACACAAAUGCAUCCCAGCACAAUCACGAGCACCACCGGGAGCCAGCCUGCCACAAGAUCGCCCUGAACCUGGCUGACUUCGCCUUCAGCAUGUACCGCCAGGUGGCUCACGAGUCCAACACCACCAACAUCUUCUUCUCCCCCGUGGGCAUCACUACAGCCUUUGCGAUGCUCUCUCUGGGGGCUAAGGGUGACACUCACGGCCAGAUCAUGAAGGGCCUCGGUUUCAACCUCACUGAGAGAGCAGAGAGUGAGGUCCACCAAGCCUUCCAGGAACUCCUCCGCACCCUCAACCACCCAGACAACCAGCUGCAGCUGACCACUGGCAAUGGUCUCUUCAUUACUGAGGGCAUGAAGCUACUGAAUAAGUUUUUGGAGGAUGUCAAGAACCUGUACCACUCAGAAGCCUUCUCUAUCAACUUCGGGGACACUGAAGCGGCCAAGAAACAGAUCAAUGAUUAUGUAGAGAAGGGAACCCAAGGGAAAAUUGUGAAUUUGGUCCAAGAUCUUGACAAAGACACAGUUUUCGCUCUGGUGAAUUACAUUUUCUUUAAAGGCAAAUGGGAGAAGCCCUUCCAGGAGGAGCAUACCACAGUGGAGGACUUCCACGUGGAUGAGCACACGACCGUCCAGGUGCCCAUGAUGAGCCGCCUGGGCAUGUUCGACAUCUAUCACUGUGACAAGCUGUCCAGCUGGGUGCUGCUCAUGGACUACGUGGGCAACGCCAUUGCCAUCUUCAUCCUCCCCGACCAGGGCAAGAUGCAGCAGUUGGAGGACAUGCUGACCAAGGAACUCCUGGCCAAGUUCCUGGAAAACAGACACACCAGGUCUGCCAGUUUACGUUUGCCCAAACUGUCCAUCUCUGGAACCUACGAUCUGAAAACCAUCCUGAGCAAAAUGGGCAUCACCAAGGUCUUCAGCAACGAGGCUGAGCUCUCAGGGAUCACGGAGCAAGGGCCCCUGAAGCUGUCCAAGGGGCUGCAUAAAGCUGUGCUGACCAUCGACGAGAAAGGGACAGAAGCUGCCGGGGCCGUGUUUACGGAAGCCAUCCCCAUGUCGAUGCCCCCGAGUAUUGACUUCAACAGCCCCUUCCUCAUCAUCAUCUAUGAUAGAAACACCAAGAGCCCCCUCUUCAUGGGAAAGGUGGUGAACCCCACCCAAAAGUAACUGCCUUUUGGGUUCAGCUCCCUCCCGAGAUGACAUUAAAGAGUGACCCGG